CCAACUUCCAGCACCACUCGCAAGCGAGGCCCAGCCCGCCGGUUCCAUCAUCUCAUAUCGAUUAUACUAACAUCAAUGGGCGAUAUCGGCGUUGAUACACGGGCCCUCUGUGCCAUUGGCGCUGCGGUCAUUCUGGCUGGCCCGGUCGCAUCUCACUUGUUCUACAGCGAUAAAGACAGGAGCUUGACGUCGCGACUUGAGCGCUGGCUUCGACCUCCGCCACAAUAUGCGCACGACUCACUUGAAGAGGGUCAAUUUCGCCUCAUUCACUUGCUCCCUGGACAUGACGAGGACGAUGUUCGGAUUGAUCUCACUAACGAGUGGCUCAAGGAACCAAUCAAAUACCAUGCCGUUUCCUAUGCCUGGGGAGAUGCCCGGGACAAAGCUUACAUCAUCUGCAAAGGGAAAGAGAUUCAAAUCACCAAAACUCUGUUCGAAGCACUGAAGCGCUGGCGCUCCCCUAUUGAGGAGGUUGUACUUUGGGCCGACUCUAUUUGCAUCAACCAGAAGAACACCUUGGAGAAAACCCAACAGAUUGGCCGAAUGUCGGAAAUUUACUCAAAUGCAGAAUCUGUCAAAAUCUGGCUUGGAAGUGAUGAUUCCAACAUCGAUGGAAUCCAGAAGGUUAUCGAGGAGGCAUCUGAGAUCAUCCCUGAGGUUGUGGACGAUCCUCAUCAGAACAGAAAAAGUGCAGAUAUCCUUGCCACUCGCAACCAGGAACGAACCCGAGACGGCAAGACUACCGUCUGGAAUCUGGACUGGAAACCUCUCAGAGCACUAAUGAACCACACUUGGUUCGAAAGAAAGUGGGUUUAUCAAGAGGCGAUUCUCAACGAUAACACCUGGCUCUAUUGCGGGAAGCUCAUGAUGCCUUUUCAACCACUCUCAGAGCUGGCCCUGAGAAUGUCAACGUUUGGAAUCCAAGCUCUGCCGAAGGAUGGAACCGUGAAUGACAACAAUGUGACUUUUCUCCCAACCCGUCUCUACAACCUUUCGAUGAUGCGCAUGAGCCAAUGGUACCGAGGCAAGCAACCUGUCACUCUGAUGGACGGCGUUAAAGCCACCAGAGCUUUUCAAUGUACCGAUCCUCGAGACCACAUUCUGGGUGUCUUGGGCUACGCAUCAGAUGUCGAGAAAGAUAGCAUCAUAUCCCGAGACAACUUAUACUCUCUCUCGGUUCAAGAGUGUUACAUACGCUUCGCCCGAUCUCAGCUGCUAGAGAAGAACGACCUCGGUGUUCUGGCAUGCGCGCCCCAGAAGCUGAUCACCGACGUUACGCUCCCCUGGUACUACCGACCUAUUUACCGAUGGAAGCGUCGAAGGCUGUCAGAUCUCCCAACUUGGGUACCUGACUUGAGGAAUCAGGAGUUUGAUGCUUUGCCAAGCUACAGCGUUCGGUAUGGCAAGUUCUCAGCCGGCGGGAUACAGCUUGGGAAAGUCGAAAUCAUCGAUGGCAAGAUACUAAGGUGUUCUGGCAUGCUCAUUGAUACCAUCGAGGAAGAUGGGAUCUCCUGGCCCGAGCUACCACUCCCACCGAAACCUAAGCGCGUCCCGUACCCGCUUGACAAGAUGGAUGCCUACUACGCCCGAAAUUCCAUAAGGUCGCUCAACUUCUACAAAUCCUGCGUUCGAAUUGCGUCAGGUUCUGAUCGCAUCCAAGACAUGUCCCCUGAACGCCUCUCUGAAUUCUGGAAGACUCUGACGUCUGAGAGAAGCCAGCUGAGCGACCGCAUCGACGUCGACCUGUCAGAGUCUAUCAAGACUAUGAUAACGAACAUGGAGACCUGGCUCGUUUCCGAAGACCCCGAAGAGGCGAAUAAGGCUCGAUUGACUUUUGUCGCGGCUGCUGUGGCGGUGGAGAUGACUAUCCUGGCUGCUGUCAGCCCACGGAGGUUCUCUCGCACAACGGUCGGUAGGCUGUGCUUGGUGCCCAGAGAUGCAAAGGUUGGCGAUUCGAUAUGCUUGCUGCUUGGUUCCGAGGUUCCUUUCGUGAUUCGACCUACGAAGGGAGGCAGGUUCGAGCUUAUUGGGGAUGCGUACGUUAGUGGGGUCAUGGACGGAGAAGCCAUUGCGUCUGGCGAAUAUCCCGAGACAGGAAUCAAUUUAGAGUAGCGCAAUCACACGUUUCUGGAAUGCCUAUGUGAGCCUUCGGAGACAACAAACAUUGGAAAAGAUGACUUUGGAUUCUCAGAUGACGUCUACUAGUGGUCAAUGAGUACAUGAUAACGGAAGACAAGUUUCAGCCCAAGCUCAAGAUCCCACCAGGUCUGUGCUCGCGUAUAUGUGUUUAAUGUGACUCCAUCGCUCGAGUGACAGGCAAGUAUCGGAAUGAUCGGAUGGUUUUGGAGAUGCGAUAGGGUGUAUGGCAGGAUCCCAUCGUUUCAUCGACGAGACAAGCUUCCAUUGACCAAGCAGACCUUAGCC
Molecule: messenger RNA, 2424 nt
Organism: Colletotrichum acutatum
Lineage: Eukaryota; Fungi; Ascomycota; Sordariomycetes; Glomerellales; Glomerellaceae
Product: heterokaryon incompatibility protein-domain-containing protein
Exons: 1
Coding region: 76-2112 (678 amino acids)
Source: RefSeq, a predicted model, not a curated record